AUGCGCCGUGCGUCUUUGUCUUUUGCUACUCCUCCGCUCACGUCGACUGCGAUGCCAAAAGGACGUGAGGACGAUGAGUUGGCGCUACUAGCAGCAUCAAGAGCUGUGUAUAAAAAACGAGGCGCAGAUGCGCAAUUAAAAGGAAAGUCGAAGCAGGCGUUUACGGAUGGAAGCGAUAUGGUCACUUUCGAUCAGGACGAAUCGAGCAUCCCGGACGAGCAGCACCAUGAUACCCAGAAAAAGACUGUUAAAUAUACCCGUUCAGAGAGCGCCAAGCAGCGGGGAAAGCGGCGCAGUAUUGAGAUGCCUGACGUUACUCGUGCGCUCGCCGACAUGGAAAAGGGAAAUGCAACGAGCGCAAGAAAACCAACCAAGCGCGAAAUUGCCGAGCAUCGUGCAAAGACCGCAGGUGCGGGGUGGUACGAUAUGCCUGCAUUUCCUGGCGCAAAGUUUUCUUCGCGUAAGGACAGUCGCACACAAUCGGGCAAAUCGUCCUUUACAGGCGGCGAUGCACGGACUGCUACAGAAAAGGAAAUGCGGCGACAAGUUACUGCGAUUCGCUUGCGCAAUGCACUGGAUCCAACUCGCUUCUAUCGUGGUAGCGGAGGAACAGGUGCUGAGCGGGGCUUGCCAACGCACGCACAGCUUGGUCGGGUAAUAGGCGGCGGCUUGGAGCCCUCCACUGUGCUUUCUAGGAAAGAACGCUCGGAUAAUGUGGUUGGCGAGCUGGUGCGCGACGCGAAAGCAGUAAGUUAUUCGAAACGCAAGUUUGGCGAGGGCUUCGAGCCCAAAUGCAACACCACACCCGUCACUACAUAUGACGAGCAGCCCGAAAAUCAACAGGAUUCUACAUUUGGUGUGGAUUCCCAUGAGUUAACGGAACACCACUUACAGGCUGCGCUUUCUUCUCACCAGCUGGAAGCAACGCAAACUUCGGAGAAGAGGCCGUAUCAUAUCCCUACUCCAAAAUCAUUGGAGGUUUUGACAUCAAAACAGUAUAAUGAUCUGUACCCUCCGAAUGCGUACUCUGAUCCGAUCACCUAUGUGCGCACCUCGCAUACGACAGAAGACACCGUGAAAGGAGCGCCUUAUUUUUUGGACGAAGAUGAUCAGGGGUGGUUGGAUAAGCACAAUGAUAAAGUGCGGAAACAGCUGGAAUCCGCGUUAAAGAACCCGAAAAAUAUGCCUGCAAAUGCAAAAGACCAUGAACUUGCGCGGACGCAGGCCAUUGCCACGCUAGUUUCGCAAGACCCGGAAAAAUAUUUAUCGAUUACAGAGGACGAGUUUGAGACGAUUAUGUUUGUGUUUGAACGCGCGACCACAGAUAGGCAUCCUUUGCUCGAGUUGGACUUUUCCAAAGUGCCGACUGUGGAUGAUUUGCUUCCCGAGCUGGACGACAAUUCUUCGGCUGCAUCACUUGCACGGCCAGUUUUGCCGCCGUACACGCGUGAUCUUACCGCGUCUACGAUUGACACGAUUGGAAAGACUGUGCAGGGUAAAAUGAAACUCAGCGAGCAGGCCAAGAAACCAGACGCGGAGGAAAGGUGGGAUGCGGAUGAUCCAUUCAAGCAUUUGUCCUUCCUUAAGCCUGCAGGUCGUAUUGUUUACCCCUGGUGGCGGCUCCGUCGUCAGGCGAGAGACGGCAAACCGAUUGUUUCGGGACUCAACUUCGAUGAGAGUAAUGAAAACAACCCUUACGUGUGCUUCCGCCGUCGUGAAAUGAAGGUGGCGCGCAAAACGCGCAAGACGGACACGCUUCAGCUCGAGAAGCUGGUACGGCUCCAUACUGAGCUGAAGCAAGCCGCUACCUUGACCAUGAUGGUUGCGCAGCGUGAAGUGCUAAAAGAAUCUCAGGUGAGGUCGGCAAGGGCAUGCUGGCAGCAAGCCUACCAGCUCAUGAACCUCAAGCAUCAAUGGGGCAUCUCUAGCGGCGAGAGGGGCCUGGAAGACGAGGAAUUGAUGUUCUCCAUCCAGCCUGACCCCAUUGCGCCAGUGCCCACGGCCGCUACAGCAUCGCACAAUGCACAGCUGUUGAAAAAGAAGAGAAAGGCAGAAGAGGCAUUGUCCACCACACUAAAAUUGCGUCGUCCCAAGACGGGCGAGCCAGAAAGUGCCCAUGCUUCGAAAAGUUUGGGUCAGGGUGCACCGGUUGGCGAUAUUGGCUCUGCCAUCUUGGAGCACAUCCAUGCUGUUCAGUCGUAUAUUGAACGCGAGUCUCUUCACCGGCAACAGGCUUCUGCCGGCUUUGAGGAUCUGACAGAUUCUGCAUUUCAGCCUCCAGCUGCUCCUCCAUCCCAGCGUGCUUUCCGCCCUAUUCAAUCCGACAGCCAAGACACGCAUUACUGGUCGAACCACCCCUUUGCGCGUCUUGGGCGUCAAUCUUGUUUUCGACGUCGCGUCGGCCGCGGUGGUCGUGUCUUUCUAGAUAGGCGACCACUUGCUGUGAGUGCCGUCCCUGCGAGUAUCAAUGCUUGGCCGAAACCAACACAGAAUGGCAUGCCGUUGGCGUCGUUUGGCUUCGAUGAUAAGCCUGUGCCGCUCAUUCCUAGUCAAGCCAACCACAACUACGCAGAGGCGCUUCGUAUGAACAAACCGUUUAUGUUCUCCUCGCGAAAGAGACCAGUACAGCUUCCUACACCAGAUAUAAUGUGGGAUCCUUUGCAGUCGAAGGAAUCCCGCGAACCGUUAAAUACGGAGAUGGCUGGCAAAUUUGGGAAUGGGCCUCUGGAACAUCGCGAUGGUCCCCUUACUUCAAACCCUUACUCGGACGGUGCAAGUACGUCGUCAGACGCGACAGAAAAUACGAAGAGUUCAGAGGAUUCGGGCGAUGGUCAAAGCACGCAAGCAACGGACGUUGAGCAAGAUGCGAUGCAAGUGGACAAGUACGAAGACAGCCGCCAGUCUGUUGAGGAGCAGAUGGACAGAGCCCAAAAACUGUCCGAGCGGUGGCGUUACGACGAAGACGGGGGUCGCUGGGCGGGCCUCGGUCUGCUUGGCCUUGGCGGAAUGGAAGGUGAUGAAGAGGCUGUGUUGGACGACUUUGACCAGCGCUUUAUUCGCUACCGCAUGUCGCUCUUGGACGAGACAAAUUUGCUAAAGCUCUCUACGGAUUGGACCUACAUGCGCCAAGCAUUGGCUGCUGCGGAAUUGCAUCUCCCUCCAGGUUUGACAGCGUCGAGCAAUAUUACGCCUAAAACGCCCGUCCAGGUCGCUCAACAAAAGCCGAGUGCGGAUGCUAUCGUCAAGGCGUCGGGCGAGGAAGAGGCUGAGACACAGAAUGUGGCUAUCAGCAAGUAA
This is a messenger RNA of Malassezia vespertilionis, 3297 nucleotides long. RefSeq names its product Enhancer of polycomb-like protein 1 (gene EPL1). The record is from RefSeq and is a predicted model, not a curated record. Gene Ontology annotation, biological process: regulation of transcription by RNA polymerase II. The transcript has 4 exons. Bases 1 to 3297 code for a protein of 1098 amino acids. Gene Ontology annotation, cellular component: piccolo histone acetyltransferase complex. Lineage: Eukaryota; Fungi; Basidiomycota; Malasseziomycetes; Malasseziales; Malasseziaceae.